AAUAAAAUAAAAAUAUACUCGAAAACGAAAACAUGAAAAAUUUCUUAAAAAAUAGUGUUCUAGUAAAAAGUAAUAAAAAACAACAAAAUGAAAAGUUUUUCAACAUUUUAACUUACACAUUAGUGGCAAUUGUUAUUUUUGGUGGUAUUUCUCUGCUGUGGGAUUUGUUCGAAGAGAAGAAAAACUCAGCCAAUGGAUUUUCAAAUAAAAAGGUAUCCCUUGAUAUCUCAAGAAUCUCGGAGUAUGUUUUAGAAGAUGAUGCCGAACUGGCUCGAGGUAGGAAUGGUAAUUGUUCAUUUUGGGAUUGUUUCAAUGUCUAUCGAUGUGGACAGCGGGAACAAGACAGAAUCACAAUCUAUGUGUACCCACUGACAGAGUAUGUAGAUCAGGCUUCGAAACAAGCUUUCACUUUGACCCAGGAAUAUCAUGAGAUUCUCAAGGCAAUAGUAGAAAGUCCUUACUACACUCCGAAUCCAAAUGAAGCUUGUCUCUUUGUGCCCAGUAUUGAUACGCUUAAUCAGAAUCUCUUGGAUACGAAGUUGGUGGGAAAAGCAUUGGCAUCGCUGAAUUACUGGGAAAAUGGAGAGAAUCACAUUCUCUUCAAUAUGCUGCCAGGAAGCUAUCCCGACUUCAAUCGAGUUAUGGACGUUAACACAGAUAAGGCACUUAUCAUGGGUGGUGGCUUCGAUUCGUGGAGCUAUCGGGUGGGCUUUGAUAUUUCCAUCCCUGUUUGGAGUCCCCGCUUAGGAGGUCACAACAGAAAAGUAAACCAGUCAGAGAAAAAGUUCUUGCUGAUUGCAGCUCAAUUGAACAUGUUUCCUCAACAUGUGAGACUUUUGAGAGAUUUGGCAGAAGAAAUUGGCCCAGAUGUGCUUCUUCUUGCCACUUGUCCACAGCAACAGGUCGAGGAAAUGGCGGUUGAACCUCAAAGAAUAAACACCAGUGUUCGGUGUAGUUUGCCCAAAGGCAAACGCCAUGAGUAUCCUCGAGUUCUGGAGAAGGGCAAAUUCUGCCUCAUUGCUCGAAGUGUCCGUCUUGGACAGCCCGAUUUUUUGGAAAUAUUGGCCCACAAUUGCAUUCCAGUCAUUAUGGCAGAUAACUACAUUCUUCCCUUUAAGGAUGUCAUCGAUUGGGAGCUGGCAUUGAUUCGCAUUCGUGAAGCUGACUUGCACUCCAUAGUAGAAAAACUACAAUCAUUUUCGGCGGAGAAGAUCCUCGAGCUGCAGGAGCAAGGGAAAUGGUUGUAUGAAAAGUAUUUCAAGGAUCUACCCACGAUUACUCGAACCACGUUAGAUAUUCUCAAUGAUAGAGUUUUUCCACAUCUGGCAAAGACAUCGCUCCAAUGGAAUACCCCGGAUAACUACAAAGCAAGUCACAAUCCCUUGUUCUUGCCAUUGAUUGCCCCUAAGGCGCAAGGAUUCACGGCAGUUAUUUUGACAUAUGAUCGGGUGGAGAGCUUAUUUACGCUCAUUCAAAAACUCGCAAUAGUUCCGUCGUUGCAGAAAAUUUUAGUUGUUUGGAAUAACCAAAAGAAGUCACCCCCACAUCCUUCAAUGUUUCCAAAAAUACUGAAACCUUUCAAAGUGAUCCAGACUAAGGCGAACAAAUUGUCAAAUCGAUUCUUUCCAUAUGACGACAUCGAAACCGAGGCUAUUCUAACUAUUGAUGAUGAUAUUGUUAUGCUCACCUCAGAUGAACUUGAUUUUGGUUACGAAGUUUGGCGAGAAUUCCCCGAUCGAAUUGUCGGCUUUCCUAGUCGUAUCCAUGUCUGGGAUAAUAUAACACUUCGCUGGCGUUACGAAUCCGAAUGGACCAAUCAAAUCUCGAUGGUUCUUACUGGAGCUGCAUUUCAUCAUAAAUACUGGAGCUACAUGUACACCAAUGCAAUGCCAGGCGAUAUAAAAGAUUGGGUCGAUGAGCACAUGAAUUGUGAAGAUAUAGCAAUGAACUUCCUCGUGGCGAACAUUACAAAUAAGCCACCAAUAAAAGUGACUCCUCGAAAGAAGUUCAAAUGUCCCGAAUGCACCAACACAGAAAUGCUGUCGGCAGAUUUGAAUCAUAUGAUGGAACGUUCGGCGUGUAUUGAUCGUUUUUCAAAAAUCUAUGGCAGUAUGCCGCUGCAAAGUGUUGAAUUUCGUGCUGAUCCUGUUUUGUACAAGGAUAAUUUCCCAGAGAAACUGAAACGUUUCAAUGAUAUUGGUAGUUUGUAAGGGAGGAGAGUGUUCUUGUUAAAAAACACACACCAAAAAAUAUCAUAGUUUAAUUAAAUUAACCAAAUAUUAAGUAAGUAAUUACAUAGUUAAAUUUUAAAUAUAUACACAAAUAACUUAUAGGCAGUGGGAUUAGAAUGAGAUUCGCAUGAAAUUUAGGAGCUAAGAAUUCCCCUUAAAAGAUAAUUAAAAUUAAGUUGAAAGCAAUCAAUUAAAAUUGAAAAAGGAAUUAGGCUAAAACGUAAAUUUUUCUUUUUUGAUAAGAAAACUUUGCUUAUGUUCAUUGCACAUAAAAUGUAUAUGUCCUGUGGUUUCUAGAGGCAGAUCUAAGACGUUAUAAGAAGUUGCUGAUGGAUAACGACUCGUAAAAACUUGUUUAAAUAACUAAUUCAAGUAAUUAAGGGCCUAUUAUGGAUCACAACUCAACUUAGUUGAUGGUGGUCCAAUGCUAUUCAGUUGAACAGCUAUAUUUUCCCAUUCUUCGUCUUGGGUUCUUUUUGUGGAACCGAAUUGUCUUUUGCCUCUGGCCAGCUCAGGUUUCUGCUGCAGAACCUCAAUCAACCUCUUGAAUUAGGCAGGUUUAGUUAUUUUUAAUCUAACAAAAUUAUUUUCUUACAGAUGUUUAUAUUAUUAUUUGUAAAACUUAAAUUUUUUCUCCAUUUUCUUAAAAAAUUGGUUUUCGAUGAACUGUUGAUGCCUACCGUUAUUUUUGAAAGGCUGCAAUUUUUUGAUUACAGGCGCAAUAUGAAUCAUUUAUUAUGUAUUGAUCUGUCGAUGUGGGUUUUCUGUAGACACUGAACUCAACGUUUUUCCCUUUUCUCUAGAUUUCAAGGUCGAGGAAGGGCAAAGUGUGAAGGGUGUCAUCCUCUUUCUCGAAAGUGAAUUUAAUGCUAUGGAAUCUAUUGUUGAUUGUUGCGAGUAUUAUGUCAGCUUCUGAUUUCUUCACUACAGCAAAGGUAUCAUCAACCAGGGUUGCCAUGUUUUCCACUAGUUCCAUAGCCCAAUUUAAAAAUUUCUGUUGCCCAAAAUCCCGAAAAAGUACCCCAAAUAGUAGCCCAAUACCAAUAAAAAACAUAACAUUUCUUAUAACUUCAAUCACAAUUCAUUUUUAUUAAAAAAAAACAUUAUAAUACAUUUUUAUAUAAAAAAAAAAACAACGAAAAAAGAAACAUAAGUCCAUAAAGAAAAGAAGAAUUAACAUAUUAUCACAUUUAACAUAUUAGGGUAACUGCUGCAAAUCAGUCUAGAAAAGCGAUAUCUUAUCAGAGUUAUCGUCAUUGUCACUGUCAUCGUCACGGUCAUUUUUAUCACACUGGUACAUCGAUUGAUUAAAUUUAUCAUUUCAAUCGAGGGUAAAAAAUCUUUUUCAACAAAUUUUUUUAACUGUAGCAUCAAUACGUAAGCGCAUAAUUGCAUCGAGCGAUGCUGUAGUCAAUCGAUUUCUUGGUUUUGUUUUUACACAAUUCAUGAAAGAAAAUGUUCUUUCUACUACAGCGUUGCUCACAGGUAAAGUUAACAAUUGUAUUACGCAAUGCGCCAAAUCCCCGAAAACUAAUUCACCCAAAAUGUUUUUUACAUUCAGAGCCAACUCUGUCCAAAAUUUUUCCAAUUUCGUUGGAAAUUUAGAGGGAAAAAAUGGACUCCAAUCGAAUAAAGGGAGCUUAUUCCAUUGUUCUUCCAAAUUUUGAAUUUGAGAUUUGGGCUGUCAUACUGAAAUUGCUGUCGGCAAUUUUGGAAAAAGAUAGCCCAAUUUCAGAUAAAUAGCCCAAUCUGGCAAGCCUGAUCAACAUAUCUAUGCCAAAUACGUGGUAAUUUGCCUUCUUUUUUUAAAUCAGAAUCAAAUUUACACAUGUAAGCUUCUGCGACAUAUGGCGAGAGGCCAUUUCUCAUACUACAUCCGAAGUCGUUUGAAUAAAAUGAGUCCCGAAAUUGAAAACAAUUGUGUUUUAUGCAAAUGUUGAUGCAAUCAAUGUAAGUUUUUAUUUUUUCUGGUUGUAGAUCAAAUUUAGGUAAAUGCUUUCUGAUUGCUUCGACUGCUUUAUUAAUUGGAAUCGAUGGAAAAAGAAAGUUUUGAUAGACGGUUUUGUCCCAUCGUAUACACUCUCUCCUAGGUUGAGGGCAAGACCACCCCACUCAGCCAUUAAGCGAUUGGGAUACUCCCUCAAGAUGGGUUGGGAAUUGGAAGUGGUUCUUAUCAGGGCCAUUUGAGAUUUUGAUAUUUCACUGACUUCCUGAUUGGAGUGAACAAAUAUAGAUCAAUGAUUUCUGUUAUUUAAUAUUAAUAUAAUUAAAUAAUCAUGUAUGUACAAAGUACUGUAGGCUGUAGGUAAAGGUAAAAAAGCAAAAAAAAAUAUAUAUCAAAGUUGGAAUUUAAAACAAACAUUUUCCGAAGUUUCUUUUGUGGGGGCCUCCCGUUUGUGAAGUCCCCGGGGCUUCCGCCCGGUUGCCCUCCCCUCAACUUGGUCAUGGGCGAGUGUGCUACAUAAAUGUUUGUUAAACUAUUUCCUGCUGAACUGGAUUGAAAAAAGGCAGCGAGUCUGAAAUCUAAUUCAUAAGUUUGUAUAUUUUUUAACUUCCUCAUGUAACUUCAAGUGAGUCAGGCUUUAAGAUAUUUUACAAUGAAAUUCAAAGCGCUUGUGAACAAAUGCAGACUACAACAAAUGUGUUGCGGAGUUGCAUUGAAUAUGUGAGUGUUUCGGUCACUGAAAUGUUUGGAGAAACAAAUUAAGUCCUGUAGUUAUUGAAAAAAUUGAAAAAUCGCCUUACACCAAAAUCGCCUCAUGCUUUCUCGACGAAAUGUUUCGUUACAUUCCUGUUGUAUAACCAAUCCAGCUCUCUUGUUGCUGCCUAAUAUUAGGAUCUCUUCUCUAAUGAAAUUAAAAAAAAAACGAAUCUCGAGUUUUCACAGUCGAACAGCAAAACAGCCUUAACGUUUGAUUCGUAGAGUUUUAGUUUUGUUUCCAGUAGUAUUAUUAAGCUUAAGUUCCACACAACAAAAAUCAUUUCAAAUUCACUUCAAGUUUUGUUAGGCUCCUCCAAUAUUAUAAAUCGUUAAAAAGUUUGAAAUGUCACAUUUUUUUUAGUAAAAUGUUUGAUGAUCUUCCAAAUAUAAUCUCAAUUUUUAAUAUUAACUUUCAAUAUUUUCAGUAUAUUCAUUUUUCGACAAAGUUCUGCACAUGUACAAAAUAAAAAUUAGCGAACAGUUUAAAAAUAAAUUUGUUUUUUAAAGAAGGCUAUUAAAAUAUUAAAACUAUUAAAAAAAAUAUAAAAAUAAUUUACUAAACCAAAUUUGAACUGAUAGUUAAAAUCAAAUUUCAAAUCAACACCCCAAAGGCUACAGUUCGUUGCCUUUUUAUAAAAACUCACUUAGUUCAAUUUUUGUGUGUUUGAGAUUUAAAGUUUGAAAUCAGAUCAGAUUUCGGGACUUAUAGUUCUAUACAAUUUUAAAAAUGAAGAACGUAGAGCUUAGAGAGUUUUGACGGAAUUAUAUUAUUUUCUUUCCCAAAUGAAUUUCUGCAGAAAAAAAAUAAAUCAGAGUAAUAAAGUUCAGCUUUCAGUUGAAUGAAAAAACAUGAUCAACUGUCAUUUUGAUAGAAGUUGACUUCACUUGAUUGUCAGGGAAAUUUUUCUUGACUAACUUUCCAUUAAAGUUGCCUUAAUUGAAAGGUAAUUUUUUUGGCAGCUGGCCAAUCAGAUACUUGAAACUUGCCUUAUGUCGUCUGAACCUGCAAUAGCAGCUGGAAUUGAUGUGUAAGGGCCCAGUUUCUGUAAACAGUAAGUUGAGUUUUUGACAAAUCAUUCUGGUAUAAUGAAGCCAAUCAAAUAAAAUAGGCUGAUUAGCUAAAUUUAAAUUUAUGGUCAAUAACUUUGGAUUUUAUUUAAAUAAAAUUUACUUACAAGUGUCUUUGAUAAUACAAGAGCUGGAAAAUGAAUGGAUUAAAGUUGACGCAAUGUGAACCAACUAUCCCUUAAUCCUUAACAUCCUUCAUGAUUUCAUACGCUUUUGACCUUUUGAUUAUCUCUUAGCUUAGAAAUAAGCUGCUAUGGUGACCGAUCUAAAGAAUGUGUGUCUUUUGGACAAAUUGCAUUUAACCCAACAUGUUGCUGCGUUUUAUACAGACAACUAUUUUCUAAACCAAUAAAAUUUCGAUUGCUUUCUAAUUAUGGGGCGAAAAUCGCCUAAAAUCAAAUAUUUUGGCGAAUUAACAGUUUGUUGGUAUUACCAAUGGCGAACUCCGUAGUACGUCUUUGAAAAUAAAACUGCCAACAUUAAAAACUGAAAGUGAAAUGUCAUUGGGCAGGUUCAGACAACAUUAGGGACUUUAUUUGCAGUCAACUACAUUCUCUGAUCGUGAGUUUUGACCAAUGCAACUAGUUAGUUUUUCAACUGUCAUAUUUCUCUUCCAAUUUGACAAGGAACCCUUUUACACAAAAGAUUAAAUGAAAUUGUGCAAAAACUAAAUAAUUCAUGGAGUAAUAAAGUUCAGCUUUCAGGUGAAUUAAAAAACAUCAUCAAUUGUCAUUGUGACAUAAGUUCACUUCACUUUAUAAUUAGGGAGAUUUUUCUUGACUAACUUUCCAGUCAACUUUCCAAUAAAAUUGCCUUAAUUGGAAGGCAAUUUUUUAGCAGCUUGCCAAUCAGAUAUUAGAAACUUGCCUUACUUUCAAGUCCAUAUGUCGCCUGAACCUGCCCAUUCAUUGUCAUAAAUAUUUGUAAAGUCAGAUUGAAGAAUAUAGUUUUUUUGUGAAAAAAAGUAAAGAAAAAUAAAGAUGAUUAGCAGCGUUGGAUUGUUUUUCGAGGAUGAAAAUGAAGUAGUAACAAAUAAAGAAGAAAAAAAUCAUGAUUUUGGGUGGUAUUGUAAUUUACAUAUCCGUUUUUUUAUUUUCAAAUCCGGAAAAUCUUUAUGUUGAUGCACCUUCUGCACAUUUUCUCUCUCCUUCCGUUUUUCCUUUGCUUUGAGUAACUCAACAUGUUCCUUGUUAAGUUCAUAAUUCUUUCUUGAAUAUCUUGCCAUUUCGGAAAGAGAUUUUUGAAUGGAAACCGACGCAACAAGAAGUUUUUCUUGAGUCUCCUUUUGUUUUUGGAGAAGUUUGACUCGUUUAACCACAAACUUUCCAGCCCAGCCAAACCUAUACAAUUUUAUUUUCUAAAACUGUUUUGUAAUAUUUUUUGUUACGUGCCGUAUGCCACACUUUACCCUUUCGUACAGGAGGUCCCAAAGGGUUAAGCUCGAGGGCAAACGAAUCCCAAUAUUUAUCUUGGUUUAUCUUCACCAACUUUGAGAACUGGGCGGUUCUUUAUUUAAUUUAUUCUUACCUUUUUCGAUUUUCACUCAUUUUUUUUUAUUUCGCAACAUAAAAUCUAGACAACUACUUCAAUUAAAAAAAACUGUGAUUUUUUCAAAGUCUCCAAGAAUUACAGUUCCGAUUACCGAUUAUGACAGAUAAAGGCGAGCAUUGGCCAAUUGUAAUAGAACGACUUUUCAAUUUGCCAAAUUUUUGAAGUUAGCGUAUCGCAAACAAUAAUGCAAAAAAGUCACAUUCGUUAAUUUUUUUAGGCGACUCGCAAGUGAUAAUACGGCCUAUAUGCCGUUUUUAAAUAAUGUUGAAAUACUGAACGUAAUGAAAUCUAUGUAUCUCAUUGAAAAUUGUUUUUUCAACAUCAUUCAAGUUCUUCAUAAUAAUUUUAUAUGCAAUUAUAAUAUCUAAUGAAUAUUUUGUGGAUUUUUUUCUAAUCUUACCAAAACCUUAAAAUGCAAUACAAAUCUAUGACAAAAUAUUUGAAAGAAGUUUGUAAUUAAAGAACGCGAAAAAAUUCGAGCUUCCGUUGCAAAUAAUGAACAGAAGAAAAUGCGAAAAAAAAUAUUUCAGUUAAACUAAAUU
This is a messenger RNA of Eupeodes corollae, 8093 nucleotides long. RefSeq names its product exostosin-2 (gene sotv). The coding region runs from base 33 to 2210 and encodes 725 amino acids. The record is from RefSeq and is a predicted model, not a curated record. Lineage: Eukaryota; Metazoa; Arthropoda; Insecta; Diptera; Syrphidae. Gene Ontology annotation, cellular component: membrane. Gene Ontology annotation, molecular function: glycosyltransferase activity. The transcript has 3 exons.